Messenger RNA from Trichobilharzia szidati, 348 nucleotides. The record is from the annotation of a GenBank genome assembly. Lineage: Eukaryota; Metazoa; Platyhelminthes; Trematoda; Strigeidida; Schistosomatidae.
CCAACAAUUCCUGUUAUACCAGUGAUUAAACCGCAACCAUGGGAACUGAGCACUCUAAUAUUUGAUACAUGCUUCUAUGCAAUUUUAGCCAUUAUUAUACUAGGACAAAUUUUAAUUAUUUAUAGAGCAUGCUAUAAAUUUUUCGGUCAUUUAUUCAGAAAAUUUAUACUCACUGAAACAUCACAGUCAUUGGAAUUAGAAGACUGGAAUAAAAUUCAUAUUGCAAAGUAUACACCAAAUUCUGUGGAAUAUGUCAAAGAAUCACCUGAGAAGUAUUAUUUUCUAGCUGAAGAUUAUAAAGAAUUAUUGAGAAUAUUGAAUUUUAUUGAUGAGCACAGUCGUGUAUAA